AUUUGAGUUAUGUUAUAUUGCAUAACGCAAAUUACCCAAAUAAAAGUAUUAUAGAGUAUACAAUGAAAUAUCGGGUAAAUAACCAACCGAAUGGUACCUUUACUACAGCGCUGUACUACAGGCUUACACAGUUGUUUUAGGAAUGCCUUGUUGGGUUGUAUAUAACUCUAAAGAAGUGUGGCACCCUAAGCCAAUUUAUACCACAAGAGUGAGGCUCUUGACGAAGCUAGUCUUAUCUGUGAGAGUGGUGUGUAGCACAGUUGCACAGGUCGAAUUCCUCUGGAGCGAAAAGUUCUAUCUGGGUGAAACGGAGAGUCAAGCGGUACAUGCACCAAUCACUAGGCCUGGGAGGGUGCAGGGUGCAAAGCGGCGUGCAGCAAAGUGUAUGGCCAGCACAAAAUACUCGCACUUUUGUCAUGCAUACCAUGCAGCAAGCAGUAGUGAAGCGGGUUGGUAGUGUGGCAAGAAGGCUGCGAUAGCUUUUAAGUCGGUGUAUGAAGGAGGAGAAUAAGCAGGAUAGAGAAGAC
Molecule: messenger RNA, 527 nt
Organism: Anoplophora glabripennis (Asian longhorned beetle)
Lineage: Eukaryota; Metazoa; Arthropoda; Insecta; Coleoptera; Cerambycidae
Exons: 3
Coding region: 143-457 (104 amino acids)
Source: RefSeq, a predicted model, not a curated record